GACAUUGCAAAGGAGGCCAGCCGUAUCUACAACCAGAAAUUUCCCAAACCGCCUUCUCCUCAGAAAGGAGGAUCAGGAGUACGCCAGCCACCACGAAGACGAAGCAGCGGUAUCAAUAACAUGUCGGACAUCAUAAAUCAACCGCUUACCGGUUCCUUCACUCAGAUCGACGAUUCACAAAGAUCGCACCAUCGAUAUUAUACGGGUGACAAUUCUCUCACUCACAAUCAUUACCACGGCAACCAUCUGCAAUCCACAAACGUACAACAUAUCCCAUUUCCGUCGAUAGCGGACGCCCAAUAUUCCUCGAGUAUUCUUAAUAGGCCUUCGGUACGUUCGGCAAGGCCUUUACCCAAUCCAUAUACGACCACACCCACCUCGUCAACAUUUCACAUGCCGUCGUUGCCUCAUGUCAACUCCCUGACCACGGCAUCGUUUAAUUACAUGGACGAGACCGGCCCAAACGAUUGGGAUUUUGCCACAGCGGCUCAUGCAUAG
Molecule: messenger RNA, 498 nt
Organism: Acaulospora colombiana
Lineage: Eukaryota; Fungi; Glomeromycota; Glomeromycetes; Diversisporales; Acaulosporaceae
Source: the annotation of a GenBank genome assembly